This is a messenger RNA of Actinia tenebrosa (Australian red waratah sea anemone), 2996 nucleotides long. Its product is annotated as protein FAM117B. Lineage: Eukaryota; Metazoa; Cnidaria; Anthozoa; Actiniaria; Actiniidae. The record is from RefSeq and is a predicted model, not a curated record.
CUUACUCCAGCACAACUGGUGUUGUUGGUUGGAGGAGCAGAGAGAGAGAGGAGGAAGGUUUAACAGCGCAAGAAAUGGCUUCCCAGCCAUCAAGGCCAAGGAGAAACGUAUCUCCAGCAUCAAGUUCUAAACCCCAACCAUUACGUGCGGUUCACCAUUUUUCUCUGUUGAGGAACCCAAGUCCGACCAGAGGAAAUGUCAUAAGAAGAAGUCCCUCAUCUUCUCCGGUUCAUAAUACGGAGAAUGCAUUUAAACCCAGAAGAAAUUCGCCAGAAACACGUGGGUCUCCAGAGCAUCGUCGGAGCCCAACAUCUCCUCUUCAUUCCAGUUUGAAAGUCGAAAAGCCUAAGCCGUUGGUAAAAAGAACUUCGUCGCUCGAUGCCAUCUCGGGUACUUAUUUGAGUGGUCAGUGGCCGAGAGAUGGUGGGAUUUUAUGUUGUCACAAAGCUACCCAGACUCCAGCUUGGGAGGAAGGGAAAAGUGAUGAGAGUUUGUCAAGACACAAGCGAUCCACUUCCUUGGGAAGUGCAGAUCUUAGAGAGAAAUUGAAACAGCAUAUUCAGCGUAAGAAGCAAGAAAAGAAAAGUGCUGUUAGUUAUGGUCGGCAAUCUCCUGUCCACGGAGACCACUCGGCAAUCCAGUAUAAAACUCAGUCACUAGCCAUACCAAUCCCUAUCGCCUCAAGACCAACAGAAGUUCCACAACGAAGAAGUGUCGAGGCACUUAAUAGUGAAAUACAAACCCUAGUACGCAAAUCUGAUGUCAUUUCCUCUGAUAAGGUCCUUGAACCAAUAGAUGGCCGAAAGGCUCCUGUACCAGAAAUACUGUCGGAUAAUAGCCCUUUCAAUACUGUUGACACACAGACACAAACACCGUCGGAGAAUGUUGACAGCCAAGACAGUAGUGGAAACAGCAGUAGUCGCAGCCAUUCUGCUUCACCAACUUACCCAAUCAUGCCAGGAUCAAUCGACUAUCAGUCAAAUUCGAGAUGUUCUUCUUCUGGUGGUAUCAAUGAUACUGUAACUAACGAUGUCGAGAACCAGGAAAGUGGUGGUUCUCCAGAACCAACUGGGAUUCCCAAGUAUGCUUCAUCCCCUAAACCAAAUAAUACCUAUUUAUUUGCAAGGGAGCCACCAGAUGGAGCAGAGAAAGUACAUCUUCAUGUAGAAGAUAUUGAUAGUGAUGCCGAGAGACAAUUCACAGGACCUGACAAGACCAAAGUAAAGUUCAUGCUUAGUAAUGUUUCAGCAUUUAGUGCUUUGCCGUCAUAUCCAUCAAUGGCUAUAACACCAGCAGUUGGUCUUGUCAGUGCACACAGUUCAGUGGAAGCAACUCAGUAAGUCACUUCUCAAAAAACAAGGUGAAGUCCCUCUAUGGUCUUGUGUUCUUUAGGUGAAACAGUGUUAGGUAAUCAAUCCCAAGUAGCCAGUAGUUGAAUGUGUUUGUAACCAUAGUAUUUUUGAGCUGGGUCCUAGGUUUUCCAUUGCUGUGGUCCUUUUUAAGACUAUUCUAUUGGUAUUUAGUAAACUUAUUAUGAUUAUCAUACAAUUUUAUGAACAAAGUGAAUAAUUUGAAGGUAUUAUGGUUAUUGUAAUCAGAUGGUUCAGCUUUGUAUUUUGGCUAUAGCUAUCACAGAGCAGAUUUUUUGAGACUCUGGUAAAUGCUGGUAUGGCAUUUAUUUGCCCAGGCAUUUUCAUUGAUGUGCCACUUUCCUUUUCAUUGGUUCACCAGUUUAAACUAAAAGUUACCUAGGCAAAGGCUGCAAGGUACAAGUUUGAAUAAUCCUUAAAAAUGACCUUAGAGUCUCGAUUAACUGUUUUGUGGUCGACCAGUAAGCUGACCAAUUAGUUCAGUAGAUGUUAAUUCUGUUGCAAAACCAGCUUUGAUUUUUUAUUCCAACGCAACUUCCUACCUAGCCAUUACUGAAGAUAUUUUCUACUCACACCUUAAUACAGGGCUAUCAUAAUGAUCAUCCUUUCCAUUUUUUAAACUUACAACUUAACAUCACCAAAUCAUUGAAUGCAUGUCAAAUGAUUCUAUUUUGAAAAAAGUUUGUCUUUUCAGACAUUAUGUAACCCUCUGCUACAGCUUCUGUUUUUAAUUAUUAGGAUGUCAAGUUUGCUAAAGAUAAUUUUACAAUUUUUGUGCUUUAUAAAAGCAAAAAUGUUAAUUAGAUUUCUUGAAGCUGUGAGAGUUGAUUAGAAAUUCUAUAAAAGGGUAGUUUCCUUUUUGAUGGAAAAGAAAGCGAUUUUUUUCACAUACACUUACUUGUAUGGCAAACUGAAGUAGUUUCUGAUGUACAUUAUCCUUUUGGAUGUAUAUAUUUAUGGUUGAACUCCAGAGAGCUAAAGAAAGACUUGUAUAUUUUUACAAAAACAUAAAAAUCUAUAUAUAUCUAUAUCUAUACAUAAUAUGAGGCAUCAUUAACAAAAUUAUGUAAACUUUACUAGAGAUUUAUUCAUCCAAGACACCCACACUGCAAGUUUGCCUUUUUGAUGCAUACUUGAUUUUUUUGUUCUUUACUACCAACUCUUUGAUAUACUUCUUCAUUGGUGUGCUGUGAGCUUGGUUUCCUUACACCCCCUCUAGAUAUUUAAUAUUGUAACUUACAAAGACCUUAACUCAAAACAUUAAAAGGUAUGUUUGACUGUAAGCUUCAUGUUCCAGAGGUUGUCCCACUGCUGGCCAUUGCUCUCAGUGUCGACCCAAUGCAGGUCAUUUGGAAAUGAAGCCAGAAGGGGUAUACCUUCUUGUUCAUAACAUUUCUUUAUAUAUUUUUUUCUUUUUUUUACGAAGAAACCAAGCCCACAAUGCACCAGGGUGUUGUUUUAUAAUGAUGUAUUUAAUCAAUCAUGUAAGUUAUUUUGUUUGUAUAUUUGUACCUAUGCUAUGCAUAUCUUAUAACCUCAAAAACAUGACUGAUUAGUGAGCAAGUUUGUAUGCCCAAUGUUUGUCAUUUGGUCUUCAUAAUUUAUUAAAAAGGAUUAACAAAUUAA